AUGCGUGGUACGUGGAUACUUUUCAGGACUCUGAAACUCUCCUUGUUUUUUGUGUUUUGCAUUGCCAAAACAAUAAAUAUAAAAACAUGCACGAAAAUUGAAAAAUAUUCAAUGGAAACAGAGGUGCAAAAUGGCCAGUACAUGUGCAAUGACCCAUUUAGAAUAGAAGGACGGCCUGUCUUUGGGGGACAAAUAUUCUCGCAUGUUAUAGGGUGCGCACUUAAAGAGAUAGAAGGAUACGAUGUUGUCACAGCACAGUGCAUCUUCCAAGACAAAACAGAUCCAGACCUUCCAAUUAUAUACAGAAGCACAGACGAGUCAUUAGGAAAGACCGUUAAAAUGGUGAAAGUUGAGGUUUUGCAGGAAAAGGAUGGUGUAGAAGCAGUGCGCGCAGUAGGCACAGUUCUCAUGCAGAAGAAUAAAUCUGUUAUAAUGCAGGAGAAGAAGAAAUACAUUGAGACAAUUGUAAAGACCCAGAUAAAUCCACUUUCAGAGUACUUUUCCCCAGGGACAACAGACCCACAGAAGAUCAAAAAGAUGCAGACUGUUGAAAAGUAUAUGGAAAGCAUCCUGAAGAGCAAGGAUGACUUUGAAGCAUACAUGCAGACAGCACAUAAAAUAUAUUCAGGUGCAGAUGUGUUUAUGCUAAGAAACAAGAAAUGUCCAUUUUCCAGGUGUGUUGGGUACAAAUUGCGCCUUCCAAAGGGAGAGGCAGUGAGUCUUCCAAAAAAGGACGAACUAAACAGAGUGUACACAUACCUUUCAUUUAUAUCAGACGAGUAUCUCCUGGAGAGUUCACUAAUAGGCAAGGGCAUGUGCAUUGUUAAUACUCAGUACAAUAUCCUGACACUGUCGCAUUCAAUUAGCUUUAAUAACUGUGAAGACUUUAAGAUAAACAGACCCUUCUUCUAUACAAUGUGGGUGGACAGCAUACAGAAUAAUAUGGCAAAUUGUUCUGGGAUGAUUGUGCAGGGACAAAAGGUAUAUGCAAAUAUAAAGCAGACAGGAAAGAUAAUAGCCUUAUCCAGGGGAUAG
This is a messenger RNA of Nematocida ausubeli, 1035 nucleotides long. RefSeq lists its product as uncharacterized. The record is from RefSeq and is a predicted model, not a curated record. The coding region runs from base 1 to 1035 and encodes 344 amino acids. The transcript has a single exon. Lineage: Eukaryota; Fungi; Microsporidia.